Molecule: messenger RNA, 1059 nt
Organism: Parascedosporium putredinis
Lineage: Eukaryota; Fungi; Ascomycota; Sordariomycetes; Microascales; Microascaceae
Source: the annotation of a GenBank genome assembly
AUGAGCCACAUGAAUCCGCGAAAGGGAGGCACUGGCGAGAACGAUGAAGACGAGGGCGACGACAACGAUUCUCGCGAUCGCGGCCCCGAGACGUCGAUCGGGCGGCGGCGCUACCUCCUCUGCUGCACCAACGGGGUGGGCCACUCAGACGACUGGGUAACGGCAGCCCAGAGGCUCCAGACCUACGUGGACUGCGGCAUGGAAGGGUUCGGCCGGAUGACGGGCUCGCAGUACAUCAUGCUCAGCAAGAAAAUGGAACUGGACUUGCUCGACGAGAACGCGCACGCCAUCGAGCUCGCGCGCUGCGGCUACCAGCGGGCCCGCCGCACGUGCAACGAGUGCGCAUUUCACCUCGGCCGCCUGACCUACAAGCGCCAGCGGACCCACGGCAGCGCCAACUUCCCCAUCCUACCGAGCCGGGAGAUCCGUCGAGGUCCCCUGAUGCUGAUCCGGCGGGCCGACGCGGUGGACCAGCGGUGGAUCACGUACGUGGCCCGCUGCCAGGGCUGCCACGGAUGGAAGGAACUACGAGAUUUCCGGCUCGGCGAAAUGCACAACCAGUGGAUGCCCACGGCGUCGCCCGAGUCCGACGGCGAGCAGGCCGACUGGUCGCGCCAAAACUGGGACGGCACGCCGCUGACGGAAAAGUUGCUCGAGAGCGCGCGGUGCAACGCGUGCUUCGCCAGGAGCACGGGCGGGAAGCGCUCGCCGCCCUACGAUGGGGACGGCCUUGUCAAGAUGGUGCGGCACAAGUACGCGUGGGAGGUCAAGACGGCGAUCCGGCACAACCCGUGCGUGAGGACGACCAGCGCGCUGGGCUACGCCGAGGUGGCGGCGCUCGUGCACCUGCGGAGCCAGGCCGCGGAGCUGGUGCGCAGGAUCGAGGACAACUGCGACGGCACGGACGAGCUCCGGGCGUGGUACGCCGCGUGGGAGACGGGGUUCGCGGAGGCGGAGCUCGUGUGGCGGUGGUUGAUGGAUUGUAGGACUCGGCUCGCGCUUGAGCCGGGUCCGUUGGUGGAUUGGGCGCUUUCUCGGAGGGGGAUACGGCUCACGUAG